AUGCCGCCGCAGUCCAUGAUGGCCCGGCAGGGCACGACGCUCACCUCUGCAUCUGCGUCGUCAUCUUCGUCUCCCGCGGCGCAGACGUCGGUCGGGGCUCAGCCCCAGCCCGCCUCGAAGCAGAGCAAGAUCCUCAUCCCGGCCAUCGCUGCUCCCGUCGUCAUUGUCAUUGUCCUCCUCGGAGCCAUUCUCUUCUCGAUUCGGCGCAAGUUCAAGCAAGAUAAUCGGCGGCGGACCCAACGCCCGUCGUCGUCUGCGACAGCGCAAAGGCCGCCGCCGCAGGCGACUGUGCCCUGGUACAAGCGUUUCGCAAGCGCCUUUUACCGCACGGCCGUCUAUGGUCCCGGUGGUAACGUGACGGCCUCGACGACUGCCCUGCAGGCCCAGAAUGCUGCCGAUUCAACCUCUGCCCCCCGCACAGACCAGGGCACAGGCCGGAACCAGAGACAGAAUCGAAGGCGGCGGGAUGGCGUCCGGCGGACAGAUAGCGGUCAUAGCGUAAAGACGCUGCCUGAAUAUCGGACAGCGCUGGGCGAGGACGAGAUGAUGCUCUACAAGGGCGACUCAUCUCUCUCGGUCAACGACGUCUCGGUCAACGUCGAAGAGACGGAGACGCCUCCACGUCGACACUCUCGCCGAUCAAGCCAUCACGUCACAGUCGAUCUUUCGCAUUCGUCCGACUCUCAUCGACGAGAGGAAGACGAGGCGAACAGCACGCCCCUUCUUUCCUCUCCUACACUCGAUCCUCAGCAGUCUACACGGGAGACGGAAGGCGAGCUGGGCGAUCUGGGAAGCAAUGUCACUACCUCACCAUCGAGACGCGAGUCAAGGAGAAGCGUCAUGGGUGUCGCAGAGACGCUCUCUAAUUCCAUAAGGCGAUCCAUGAGGCUUGGCGGGCCCAGAGACGGAGGUGCAGCGCAUGCAGCGCACUCCAAUGGCGAUGGCAAUGAGAUGGACGAGCUCGGCCACAGACAAGAGUCAGAGGCUGAUGCGAGAGAAGAGCUCCAAGAGGAGCAAGGUCAGCUGUCGGACACGCCAGAGUACUCCUCCCUCUAUCCUCAGCUCCCGCCGUCAAUUCGAUUCGAAGACCAGCCGGAGCCCGAGUCACCUGCGAACAACCGAAGACGAGCUUUUAGGAGCCUGUUCAAGCGAGGAGGGGGUGCGAUAGCAGCAGGCGGCACCGCCGUUGGACAACAUCAGGCGAGCGCAUCAUUGGGCUCUGUGCAGAGCUUUGGUCAGGAUCGCUAUUCGACGGACCAGUCACCACCGCACCAUCGACGGUUCAACUCGAGCGCAUCAGUCCUCAGCAGCCUGACACCCUCAGACUUGGGCGCAGGAGGCUCGAGCUUGAGCUUGAGCCUGCAGCCUUCCCGCGGCAGCAUGGCAGCUGGGCAACAAUCGACGUCGUCCCGCGCCCGUUCCAGCUCCUUUGGCCGGCUUCUUCAUCUCAACAACAGCAGCGCCUCGCUCGAUCCCUCGAACGACUCAUCGAUGGUGCAAGGACAGACGGCAGACGGAAGGAGAAUCUCAUCGCCCCUGCACGGCAGCCUAAUUCGAAUGCAGUACGAGGCACCUGCCAGGGGCCUCACAGAGUCACAGAUGUCCUUCCUGGCCUCGGUCGACAGCCUGGGCCGCUUUGGCGUGCCCGUCAAUCCUCAGACCGAAGGAGUGGCCGCGGAGCCGCCGACGUACGAUGGCGGCGACGCGAGGCCCAGCCAGGAUUCGACAAUGGCUUCUCCGCCAGCACAAAUGGGCGCGCCGAGACCGGCACCGCUCCUCACGCACGCUGAAGUGGCCGCGAGAGCCGAAAGGAGCGAGCAAGAGGGUGGCCAAGGUUCGCUCUUGCCGACUGCUAGAACCGAAGAAACGACUUCUUCCACGACUGCCACAACCACGACUACGACGACGACUGCGGACCGAGACGAAUGA
Acaromyces ingoldii is the source of this 1929-nucleotide messenger RNA. RefSeq lists its product as hypothetical. Lineage: Eukaryota; Fungi; Basidiomycota; Exobasidiomycetes; Exobasidiales; Cryptobasidiaceae. The coding region runs from base 1 to 1929 and encodes 642 amino acids. The record is from RefSeq and is a predicted model, not a curated record. The transcript is spliced from 2 exons.